Hemicordylus capensis (graceful crag lizard) is the source of this 3719-nucleotide messenger RNA. RefSeq names its product GTP cyclohydrolase 1 (gene GCH1). Gene Ontology annotation, molecular function: GTP binding; GTP cyclohydrolase I activity; zinc ion binding. The record is from RefSeq and is a predicted model, not a curated record. Lineage: Eukaryota; Metazoa; Chordata; Lepidosauria; Squamata; Cordylidae. Gene Ontology annotation, biological process: tetrahydrobiopterin biosynthetic process; tetrahydrofolate biosynthetic process. The transcript is spliced from 7 exons. The coding region runs from base 464 to 1198 and encodes 244 amino acids. Gene Ontology annotation, cellular component: cytoplasm.
GCCAGGAAAAGUCGCGGGGCGGGAUUCUGGUGCCCGGCGGCGGAGGUGGUAGCGGCUGCCGCCUGCUUCCUGCUCUCUCCAGGGCGCACGGACGCGGUCCUCCCAAGCCGGGGUGAAGCUCCCAGAGCGGAGCGUGCCCUCCUCCCCCGCCACGAGUGGGCGUCGGGGCCAGUCUCCUUGGCCGCCGAACGAGCGCUCCCUUUGGCUCCAGGACGCCUCCCCGCCCGGGCAGGGCUGGCGCACGGCGGGCUCUCCAAACCCUUCCCUGCGGGCAAUCUCCUCUUACGCACGGCCGCCCCUCCUUGACCCGCCGCCAGGAACUUCCCGGGGCGCUGGGGAUCCCCGAGCCAGACUUCUGGGGCGCCCCACCCGCGGGAGCACAGACACCGCCCGCCUCCUUCCAGUUGGCCGCUCGGCGGGCUUCCCAGUCCCGACGCCACCAGGCAGGCGCCCCCGCGGGCAGAUGGAGAAGCUGAAGCCGCGGGCGCUGCUGGAGCAGCAGCCGCCUUUGCGAGCAGCCCGCUGCAACGGGUACGCUCCGGCCGAGAAGCAGCAGCCGCCGCCGCCGCCUCCACAGCCGGCAGCGGCGCCGCUAGCGAGCCGUGCUGGGGAUGCACCCCGCUGCUUCCCCAAGCCUGGCCCGGUCGGCGGCGGCGGCAGCGGCAGAAGCAGCGGGCACCCUUUGGAGAGCUGGAAAGAAGAGCGCACCCGCAGCGAGGAGGACAACGAGAUGAACCUGCCCAGCCUGGCCGCCGCCUACACCACCAUCCUGUGUGCCUUGGGCGAGGACCCCCAGCGCCAGGGGCUGCUCAAGACCCCCUGGAGGGCGGCCACCGCCAUGCAGUUCUUCACCAAAGGCUACCAGGAGACCAUCACAGAUGUACUAAACGAUGCCAUAUUUGAUGAAGACCAUGAUGAAAUGGUGAUCGUGAAGGACAUAGACAUGUUCUCCAUGUGCGAACAUCACCUGGUACCAUUUGUUGGAAAGGAAGGACAGAAAAAUGGAAAGUGCACAUUGGUUACCUUCCUAACAAACAAGUCCUUGGACUCAGCAAGCUUGCCAGGAUUGUGGAAAUAUACAGCAGAAGAUUACAAGUUCAGGAGCGCCUUACAAAACAAAUCGCAGUUGCCAUCACAGAAGCCUUACAGCCUGCUGGGGUUGGUGUGGUUGUUGAAGCGACACACAUGUGUAUGGUGAUGAGAGGUGUGCAGAAAAUGAACAGUAAAACCGUAACCAGCACGAUGCUAGGAGUGUUCCGGGAAGACCCAAAGACACGGGAAGAGUUCUUGACGCUCAUCCGUAGCUAAAACUGUGCCAUUCCUCACUGGAUUCCUUUUGUCUGAUGUUGCGGUUCGUCCUUUGCUGCUUGUUCAAUGUCUUUUUCUUUUUAAAGUAACUGCAAUUUGAAAUUAUCUGUUUUAGUUAUCAGUUCUGUAAAAGACUCUUUUUAUGGCAGAACACACACAUACUUUUUUUUUUUGCUACAAUCAUUCUUCAUGUCAGAGGUUCUAAUAGUCUUGGAAAUGUUUGUAUCUAUGUUCUAGGAGACCUAAAAUGUGUUCAGGGCAGAUUUUCACAUGGUGGGUGGGCGUUGUGCAGGUUAGCAGACUUUUAAAAGAACAUUGGGGUAAUCCGUAGUAGCAGGGAACUGGCCUUUUUCACAGCUGCUGCGCACUGAGUUGACACUUUCAACGAGCUCUCCACCACGACCCCAAGAUCCCUUUCCUGGUCAGUCACUGACAGCUCAGACCCCAAUGUGAAGUUGGGUUUUUUUUGCUCCAAUAUGCAUCACUUUACAAACUUGCUUACAUUGACCUGCUUUUGCCAUUUUGUCGCCCACUCACCCAUUUUGCAAAGAUUCUUUUGGAGCUCCUCACAAUCUGUUGUGGAUCUCAUUACCCUAAAUCAGGGAUUCUCAACGUUGGGUCCCCAGAUGUUGUUGGACUUCAACUCCCAUAAUCCCCAGACCCAGUGGCCUUUGGUUGGGGAUUAUGGGAGCUGAACUCCAAUAACAUCUGGGAACCCAACAUUGAGAAUCCCUGCCCUAGUUGAAUGUUGUUUGCAAAUUUGGCCACUUCACUGCUUGCCCGAACUUCUAGAUCAUUUAUGUUAAAAAAACACUGGUCCAAGUACAGAUCCCUGGGGGACCCCCCUUCUUACUCUCCUCCAUUGUGAAAACUGCCCGUUUAUUGCUACCCUCUGUUUCCUGUCCUUCAACCACUUACCAAUCCACAGAUGAUCUUGCCCACUUAUUCCAUGACUGCUAAGUUUGUUCAAGAGCCUUUGAUGAGGAACUUGGUCAAAAGGUUUUUCAGGUAUACUGUGUCGACCGGAUCACCUUUAUCCACAUGCCUGUUGACACUCUCAAAGAACUCCAAACGGUUAGUGAGGGAAGACUAUCCCUUGCAGAAGCCAUGCUGGUUCUCCUUCAACAAGGCCUGUUCUUCUAUGUGUUCAACAAUUUUGUCCUUACGUAUGCUUUCCAUCAAUUUACCGGCACCAAAGUUAAGCUGACCAGCCUGUAAUUUCCCAGAUCCCCCCCCGGAUCCCUUCUUGAAAAUUGGAGUCACAUCGGCUACUUUCCAGGUCUCUGGUACAGAGCCUGAUUGUAGGGACAAGUUACAUAUUUUUGCUAGGAGAUUAGCAAUUUCACAUUUGAGUUAACCUGGCAUGUUUUACAAGGGAAUUACUAUUGGGGUGAUACAAGCAGGGAACAUGCAGCCACCCUUGGAGACCCGUUUAAAUUUGUCAUUCUUUGAGAGUUGUGUUUGCUACGCUCUUUAGGCUCUCCUGUGACCACAGUUCUGAAGGGCACCUGAUGCACUGUAUUUAUUUAUUUUUACUACAACUUGGUGCCAAUUUCAGUUUACAGCUAACCUGUGAGUCCUGCAUUUAAUGUGUGCAUUGGCUGUUUGACAUUACUGGUGAAAGGGGAAAUGAUUUUAAAUGUGCCAGUUAACAAAGUAAGAGAUGGUUUGCAUAAUCUGUGCAACUUGCACGCAUCCAACAUUACUGGGCUGACAGACCCUUGUGUGGUCUGUCAGCCAUUAUCAGGAAACACCUCCAGGUCUCUCUAGUCCAAGUCUAACAGUCUUUCCACUACAAGCCUCUAGCUCUCUUUACCAAUGUAGUGUAGUGUUUAAAAGCUCCAAGUAGCACUUUAGCUAAAAUGUGGAGAGGUCAAUCUGUUUUUGCACAUUUCCUUGAAAGUGUAAUGGACACACCAUGCUUUGCUUAAAGGUGGAGGCAAUCGUGGAGAUCUCAUGCAUUUCAUUCAGGACAGAGUUUGUACCCUCACUGAACAACCUCUCUUUGUUCAUUGUUUUGCUGUGCUUGAUGGUCCUUCUGACAUACCUCUUACUUGGUACUCGGAUGGAGCCUUCUGGUGCCACUCUCCUGCGCAAGCUCUACGGGAGUGAAGAGGAGACACACAGGAGCCCACCAUUGGGAUCUUGCAACUCCCAUUCAUUUCCGCCGAGCAGAGCAAAAGGAAGUCCCAGAGGCUUGUGUCCUUUGUGGCCUUAGACCUUGUUCAGAUACUUUGUAUGGCUUGGUGAAUAAUAUUUAUGACUUUUCCUCUUGUGAAAAUCUUGUAACUUGAUUCUUAAUGACCUUUACUGUGCCCGGGGGGUAUCCUAAAAGCACACACAGUCUGUCAAUGUGUUCUCCCCCUGAAAAAUGUGGAUCUGUUUAAAAUAUUAAAAUAUAUUAUUGGUCA